This is a messenger RNA of Laetiporus sulphureus 93-53, 2257 nucleotides long. RefSeq lists its product as uncharacterized. Lineage: Eukaryota; Fungi; Basidiomycota; Agaricomycetes; Polyporales; Laetiporaceae. Gene Ontology annotation, cellular component: cytoplasm; membrane. Bases 209 to 1996 code for a protein of 595 amino acids. The transcript has 8 exons. Gene Ontology annotation, biological process: membrane protein intracellular domain proteolysis; regulation of response to endoplasmic reticulum stress. The record is from RefSeq and is a predicted model, not a curated record. Gene Ontology annotation, molecular function: metalloendopeptidase activity.
CUGCAUGAUAUAAACUUCAGUGGCUCCUGGAAUUCCUAUGAAAUGCUACAGAAUUGACAGCACUUCGCAAGGGUGGAAAGGAUACCAUUCCAAAUUCUGAAAAUGCUGAGAAAACUCAUUGACAUUUCCUGACACGGUGGCGCCACACGCGUCGGGCCGCCCACUGAUCGCUCUGCUCCUCCCCUCGUUGUGCUUUCGUACGUCUUGUAUGCCCGCCGCCUUGUCCUCGCUCUCCCCCCUCAUCUUAUCUAUCGUCCUCUUCUGGGUAUGCACCCACCUCUUGCACCGCCUCCUCGCACAGCGCACCCGAUCUCUCCUUCCCACCACCGCCGCCCUUCGCAUCACGUCUAACACCCUCCUCGCACAAACCACUGUCAACCUCCGCACCGCACACCUCGUCCUGCGCACGACCGCCCUCAACGUUUCGCAUGCGCGGCUGUCUUCCUCUCUUUCACAAAAACGAAACAGACGCUCGCGGGAGGUGCUAAAACGGUGUUAUGAUGUCGGCAGCGUGCUGGGGGUGAUUGGGAUGGCGGUUGGCUUGGGACUGGUGGGUUGGACGGCGGUGCAGCUUGCGGGGGUGGUGGCAGCCAGCGGGCGCGGGGACGUGUCUGUGGCGGACGCGUACGAGCCGAAGACGGUGUUUGCGAAACGAGACGCGUUGCACGCGGAUACAGGCAUUAGGGCAUCUGCGGACGCGCAGGUUCCGAUACACGCGAUUAUCCCCGGCCUCACCACCCCCUUCUCACACGCCCCGCUCCUUCUCCUCGCCCUUCUCUUUGCACAACUCGUGCACGAAGCCGGACACGCGCUUGCCGCCGCGUUAGAACCCGUGCCUCUCCUCUCUGCCGGUCUGUCCCUCACGCUCGUCUUCCCUUCUGCCUUCGUGUUGCUCGCUCCCUUCUCCUCUCCCUCUCCUCCCUCGGGCACUUCACUUAGUUCAGAGCACAUGACGCCGCCACCUACGGCGCGUCUCCGGCUCACUGCUGCAGGCGCGUUUCACAACCUCGUCCUCUGGCUCGUCCUCCUCCCGGCGCUCGGGCGCACUCUCUGGGGCAUGUGUGGGUAUCGCGAGGUAGGCGGAUGGGCGCGGGUCGUCGUGUGUGUUGAUGAGGACUCGCCGCUCGCGCCGCACCUCCCGCCUGGUGCGCUCAUCACGUACGUCGACGACACGCCGCUCUCCUCCGCCUCUUCAGCCGGAGAUGCGUGGAGCGCCCUCCUCUCGGCAUAUCCUGCGCAAGAAGACGCGCUCGGGUGGUGCGUCCCCCGUGCGUGGUUCGAUGAGCAGCCUAAUUCGUGCUGCCUCCCUCCAUCUCAGUCUCAUGCGGACUUGCAGGCCCAGCUCGCAUGCUUCGUCUCGCAGGACGACGGGUCGGACACGGGACGAUGUCUCGAUCCACUUCCGCUGUUGUCUGCUCUUCCGAACCCGAAGGCGCCUCGUCGGUGCGCGAGUGCGUCUGCAUGUGGCUCUGCGCAUGAGUUUGCAUGCGUGUGCCCCGGGAAAGAGGAACGGUUGGUCAGACUGCGAGUCGUGAUGCCUGUGGGUGAGGAGGGGAGAGAACGUGUGGUGGUUUGGCAGGGUGAGAAGGAGGAGAUCCUCGAGGAGGUCGAAGUAAGCACCUACCUCCCACGCACGCGUCUCCUCCCAUUACGGCUCCCACUCCUCGUCAACGCCUUCUUCACGUAUCUCCUCGCGCUCAGCCUCUCACUCUACGUAUUCAACCUCCUGCCGCUCUCGUUCCUCGAUGGCGGGCAGUUCCUCGACGCGCUGUUGGAUCUCUUCUCUUCCUUCUCUUCGGUCACGUCAGGGUUCGGAGACGGUGACGUUGAGCUGGGAAGUGUUGGCGACCAUAUGCAGGGGACGGUCGUUGGUGAAGGUCGCGCCGAACACGGCCAUGGGCGAUGGAAGCGGCGUGUGCUGCGCACGGCGCACUGGGUAUCGGCGGGGCUGGUUGGGGUGUGUGCGCUGUUGGGUACGGUGGCGGCACUCAGGUGAUGUCGGCCCCUUACAAAUGCGAUUUUACUUUGAAACCAACACCAAUUAAGAGCAUCCCUUCAGCAAGAUACCGCGAGCAUCUGCAGAUAUAGCCAGAUCCGCAUGCUAAGCUCAGCUUAGCGUUGCCGGCCUUUUGGCAUGGUGGUUCUAGAUGCCAUUCACUCCAGGAGUUCCAUUAGUGUGGCUUCACAGAAUUAGCGAGUCGAUACGUGACACGGAUCAGCAUAUAACCUGAAUAAUAUCAAUCACAUUUGAAACUGG